Messenger RNA from Scatophagus argus, 3184 nucleotides. It is a transcript of the gene adisspb, whose product is annotated as chromosome 23 C20orf27 homolog. The record is from RefSeq and is a predicted model, not a curated record. Lineage: Eukaryota; Metazoa; Chordata; Actinopteri; Scatophagidae. Bases 418 to 942 code for a protein of 174 amino acids. The transcript has 6 exons.
ACAGUCACGCAGUGAGAAGAUGAGAGGUUGAGGUGUCUCGGGUAACCAGCGGAGCAUCUGUUAUAUUUAACCAUAUAUGAAAAGACUGAUCUUCAACAGCACACGAGCCGCCGCGAAUAAACCACGUGACCAAAUGCGGAAAUUGUCCGAUAGAGAAAGUGCAGCGGAGAAAAGAGGGGAGGCAUCGUGUCCGAUUGUGUUUUGAGCUGCUUGCCGCCGUCGGUGGUACAAGUUGGACUCCCCGCAUCACACUGCACUUCCACAGCGGUAACCUUGUCGGUCUGUCUUUACAGUUUCAGAGUUUCAUCUGCCUGGGGGAAAAGUAGCCGAAGGGUUGUUCUGAGGUCAGACUGCUGAGAUGACUUGGCUGUGACAGUGUUUGUCCAAGUGUGUCUGUACUGGACAAAAUCCUGCGACAUGGCCGCCGCUAAGAAGAGUUGCGCGAAGGCAGGAGGCGUGCGCUUCUCAGAAGAACCCCCCGCCGCCGGAGCCCCAUCGCACGUUCACUUUGACGAAAAGCUGCAUGACUCCGUCGUCAUGGUGACUCCAGAGGAUGACGGCAACUUCAUGGUUAAGGUGGGCUUCCUUAAGACGCAGCACCGGUAUGAAAUAGUGUUCACCUUGCCCGAGGUCCCAGCUCUGGGGAACGAUGUGUGUCCAGCACCAGUGCCUGGUCCACACCUUCGGAUCACUGAUAUCACACCAGCACCGCAGGGAGGUCUGAAGGUGACGUGCGAGUACAUGGCCCAGCGGGAGGGAGUUCUGUGUGAGGAGGUGCUGCUACUGAGCGAAACCAAUGAGGACGCCUGCGUCAAAGUCAAAGUUCACGCCAGAGUCAUGGACCGGCACCACGGUACACCCAUGCUGCUGGAGGGAGUCCGCUGCAUCGGCGUGGAGUUGGAGUAUGACUCUGAGCAGAGCGACUGGCAAGGAUUCGACUAAAGCUUAAACUCCUGCUUCCCCGAGCACCUGAAGCACGCGCCGACGACACACACACACACACACACCGGUACUCGCCAUCAUACGCACGCCGAGUCAAACACACUUCAGCCAUGUUCCACGUAGAAACAAAGUGAACACACAGAUGAUUUCGUGCCACGUCGUGUACAGCAUUUCAAGUGCUUGUGUGACUGAGUGUUCAGUCUUGGAUUCAGUGCAAAAUGUAUAUUUGCGUGCCGACAACAUUUACAUAUGAAAACAUUUCUCUGCUGCGACUUCAUUCACGGCAGGUUCACGGACGGUUUGUCUUUCUGUCACUCCUCCGGCGCUUCUUCUUUUUUUUGUCUUUUUGCAAUGUGUGUUCUGCCGUUCACCUGUGUAGUCCUACCUGAACCUCUAGAGGGCGCCAUCACUCUGAAUCGGUGCAGCCUCAGAUCCUUUUCGCUGCCUCUCAUGCUUCCCAGUCUGCAAACUGUAUCCCCCUUAGAUUCACAGGUGAGGUAGUGAAUAAGGGCUCUUUUAUAAAUCAAGUAGUCUGACACUGAUGUAUAGGAAGGAAUGCAAAUCUGUGCAGCAAAAACAAACAAACAAACAAAAAAACAGCUGAAUUGACUAGCAAUGCUGAGCAUGUAAUAUCUCUGUGUGGCCAGUAGGGGGCACUGCAGCCCGCUGUAUGUAAUGCUCCUCAAACCUAAAAGCUGUUCUGGAGUGCUGCAGUGUAGUCACGGCUCCUCAUUUAAAGGGAAUCUCCAACUAUUUCAUGAAUUGUAGUUUCCCUUCAAAGUUCCCUACCAACUUCUGCUUAAGUUUUCCUUCUCUAGACUUCCCAGGGAAAUCCCAAACAAUGUGCACGAGAUUAUUUCAGUGUGUGUAUGCGUGGAAAGAAAUGGCAGCAGAAGAAGAACACAAAGAGGAGCUUUCUUCUGAGGGAAAAAUAAAACUAUAGAGAAUAAUAAUGCCUCUGAGCACGUGCUGAAGCUAUGUGGUAUUGAUCUAUUGAGGUCUUUUCCCCGUGUGGUUAAACAUUUCUGUCAAAUGGUUCACCUAGAAAGAAGCGCUUUGUCUUUUUGUGAUGAGUUACUCACAGAAAAAGCUAAAAUGAAGUACCAUUUUUUGGUUUUUCCUGCUGCCAAAUUUUUAAUGGUUGAGCUACAGACAUUUUGACACGUUGUUAUGUUGUGCCACUUUCCUGAGCAUUAAAGAAAAAUAUACUGCGUAUAGCCAAUAAGGGUAUUAAACAAUUAAUCAAUUAUUUGUUCAGUCAAGUACCAAAACAAAAACAAAGUUCUGCAGCUGUUCUGAUAAUAAAGUAAUAAGUUAAGACAUUCAUGCUUAAAAGCCCAAAAUGUUCUGGUUACAAAUGUGAGGAUUUAUGUCUUUGUAAAUUCAGCAUCUUGUUUUUUUUUUGUUUGUUUGUUUUGUUUUGUUUUGUUUUUUAAAUACUCUUGCGUCCAAGUGUUUGGGUGGAUUUUUCCUUUAAGAAACCACGCUGCAGCCAGUCCGGAAGAGCUCGGGUUUCUUUUGUUUGAAUUCACGGAGCCUUCAGGACACGCAUGUGACACAAGUGCCUUUCAUUGUACUGUCCUCAUUUCACUUGAGCCUAAUGAUGUUUCUGCUGUACAUCCCGUCACAAACUGUAAAGACCAACGCACAGACCGGUUCAGAUAAUCCACACAAAUCCAGCAUAACGGCCGCCUGUUUGUUGUCGUUCCAGCGUUGACUCCCACAGGUGUGAACUCACUCACAGUCCCGUUGCUCUUAUCACAGGCGUGAUCAGUGAAUUAACUGCCCGUUUGCCUCCCCUCCCUUAAUUUACAUUUGUACUUACAGAGCAAGUGCCAUCAUCUGGCUGCACCGCCGGCUCCCAAUCAUACCCCUCUUUUAAGAAAAAUCACAUGUGAAUCAACAUGUUUUGUUGGCCCUGAUUGAAUACAUCGGCCUUAAAGGAAACAAUUCUGUGUGUGUGUGUGAGAGAGAGAGAGAGAGCUCUCUACGUAGUCGAGCAAGAGCUUUUGAUGUAGUGCAGAUUUAAUAGAUUUAUUUGAUGUUUUGUGAUAUAGGUCAGAGUUCAGGUUUGUUUUCUUCUUCUUCUUCUUAGCGUAAAACUGAAGUGCUCAAUAGGCUACUGUUUCAGGAAUGUAGCAGGUUACUUGUUGGUGUCUGCUCCCUGUGUGUGUGUGUGUGUGUGUGUGUGUGAUUUGUAUUUUUUAAUGUCAAACAUGAAUAAAAACUCGUGUAUGUUUGA